This is a messenger RNA of Mucor mucedo, 2508 nucleotides long. RefSeq lists its product as uncharacterized. The transcript is spliced from 5 exons. The record is from RefSeq and is a predicted model, not a curated record. Gene Ontology annotation, molecular function: ATP binding; ATP-dependent protein folding chaperone. Lineage: Eukaryota; Fungi; Mucoromycota; Mucoromycetes; Mucorales; Mucoraceae. The coding region runs from base 48 to 2009 and encodes 653 amino acids.
AUUUUUUUUCCCUUUUUCCCUUUUCUUUUCUUUAUCCUCUCUUAAUCAUGUCAAUGGAUACUCCCCCUUUUGAUCCAUCAGACUAUUCGUAUGUUAUUGGUAUAGAUUUUGGUACUACAUUUUCUGGUUGUUGUUACGCCUUUUCUAAGGACGGAAACGAUGAAAUUAUCGACAUAACCAAGUGGCCAAAGCAACAAAAUGUGUAUCCAAAAACACCGACCCUUUCUCUAUAUAGAAACGGCUCGACAAAGUUAGUUGCUUGGGGCCAAGAUGCAAAAAAAACUGCCAUGAAGCGUAACAACAAUGACCAGUUACUUUCACGAUUCAAACUUCAGUUGGAUGAGAAUUUAAAUUUAGCUCCUUUACCAAACGGAUUGACAGCUUUAGAAGCUAUUUCUGAUUACCUCGAAUCAUUUCAUUCCCAUGUGUGUAAAGAUCUUCAACGUGGUUUUGCCAACAAUUAUGAUCAGAGUAAAUUUCGUUAUUGCUUAACUGUGCCUGCCAUGUGGAGUGAUCAAGCAAAAGCAACCAUGAGAGAAGCAGCUAUCAGAGCUAAUAUUAUUAAUCGUUGGGACCACCCAAAUAGAUUAAUGUUGAUUAGUGAACCAGAAGCAGCAGCUCUUUACUGUGAAAAAAAAUGCGACCAAUUCAAUUUGGGCCAUGGCCAGAGAUUUUUAAUUUGUGAUGCUGGUGGUGGUACCGUCGAUCUGAUUGUGUUUGAAAUUGACGAUUCUGGUGAAAGAAGAGCAUUAAAAGAAGUAACGAAAGGUUUAGGUGAUUCGUGUGGUUCCACUUUUUUGGAUAUUCGUAUGCGUGAUUAUCUUAAAGAUCGAUUCUAUCAUCAUGGUAAAGUCAGCGAUACUGCCAUGGAGUCAAUGAUGGAAACAUUUAUUGAUACUAUCAAGCCCGAAUUUGACGGAGAUGAGGAUCAGUAUCUUGCUCUUCCUGCAGCAUUAGGUAUUGAAGGUUUGGAUGAUCCUGACGCUGGCAUUGAAGACGGUACUCUCCAUAUUCCUUGUCACGAACUUCGUGAAAGAGUAUUUGAACCAGUUAUCAACCAGGUCAUCGAUUUAAUUGAGCAACAAGUCAAUCAGUCCUCAACAAAACUAGAUGCUGUAUUUUUAGUCGGUGGUUUUGGUCAAUCUACAUAUCUUUAUAGACGUGUAUUAGCAGAAUUUCAAUCUAGAGUCGGUUUUAUUGGUGUACCUCCUCGUGGUGAAUUAGCUGUGGUUAGAGGUGCCGUGUACUUUGGUCUGAAUCCACAUAUGGUGACUGAACGUGUAUCAAGAAGAACAUAUGGUCUCGAAACUCGCAUGGUGUUCGAUCCUAGAAAUGAUCCACCAGAGCAGUGUAUCAAAGGUGAUGACAAUCGAUUGUUUUGCAAGCAAAGAUUCAGUGUGUAUGUUCAAAAGGGUCAAACUAUUAAUGUCGAUUACUGUGUAUCAAAAAACUUUAUGAUUGCUUAUCCAAACGAUACUGAUACAGAUUUAUUUGCGUAUGAUGGCGAUGGUCCCAUUCCACGUUUAACUACUGAUCCAAACGUCUUUAAAGUGGCUAGAUUCCCAAUUAAAAUGCCCAAAUUUACCGAUGUUCAAAAAGGACAGCCAAUAUUCAUGACCAUCAAAAUGUACUUUGGUCAGACCGAAAUCAAAAUCGAAGCUAUUAUCCGUGAUCGUAAAUUCACCUUCACUUCUGCUUUUGAGACAAUGGAAAAAGAAAUGAUGCAAGCUUUAAAUACACAAACUAAUAUAUUAUCUAUUAAACCUGACGAAAAUGAUGAUUCAUAUGGUGUUUACGGUUAUUCAGGAAAUGCGUCGGGAUCCAAUGUAUCAAGACCCCCUUCACUCCCAUCAAGAGAUAAUGGCUAUCCAUCACCAAUGUCUAAUGCUCGCAGCGUAAAAGAAGAGGACAACACAUUCUAUGAUGGCGACUCUAGACAUUCCUCCACUAUGAACGGGAGCGGAAGUUCAAGGAAAAUAUUUGGAAUCAAGUUUGGCAAGAAACGAUAACUCGUUUACCGCUAUACCUUUAUAAUUCAUUACUUUAAUGCUCUUACUUUACUCUUUUUUUUAAAAAAAAAAAAUUCACUCCCAAAUCAUAACUUGUUCAUCAUACUAAUACAGAAUUCGCACUAUAAAUACAGACAAUUGAGAGGUAUUUUUAGAUAGGCUCAAUAAGACUUUUCGAUACACAUGACAAUGCUUUUCAGGCAAUUGUAAAAAAAUAUCUAAAUGGAUACUACAGAAUAAAAAUAAUUUUCAGGCAUUGGAUUAUAAGGCAUCCCUCCCAAUAAACUUCAAAGUAUCGAAAGAUCGCUCACUACAUCGAUUUCAUAUCCUAUCUUUGAUCAGAACCCCACAAAAAGAGAGUUUAAAAGCACAAUAAAAAGGUGGAUGUACUUUAGCUAAAGAACAUUUGAGUUAAACAAUAAUUAAAAAGAAAAGGCAGAUCAUGGCGUAAGAUUAUUAAUAUGUUGAUUUGACAAAGGGCUUUCAGUCUAUAAAUGCG